Molecule: messenger RNA, 786 nt
Organism: Acanthoscelides obtectus
Lineage: Eukaryota; Metazoa; Arthropoda; Insecta; Coleoptera; Chrysomelidae
Source: the annotation of a GenBank genome assembly
AUGAGCGAGUCGUCGUUCCCGUUCGUGCCGCUAGGGGGCAGCACAACGGGCGGCAUGGCAGCAGGGUUGCCAACUCGAAGAGAGAAAGAAAAUGAGGGAGAGAGCGACAGAGAGGGAAUAGAAAAAAUAACAAAAGUCAGAAGAAGAGAGAAAGAAAAUGAGGGAGAGAGCGACAGAGAGGGAAUAGAAAAAAUAACAAAAGUCAGAAGUGACAUCACACAUCUAUAUAGCAAAAAUAUUUCGUUAGUUCCAUCGAAUUUAAUAUAUUUGGACACCGACUCACUUGUCUUUUGCCUUAUAACCUUUGACGGAACAAAACAAAACUUAAUCGAUGGCAAUACCAGGCAUUUUCCUGUUCCUUCAGAAAAGAUACCUCAAAGUCCAUUGCAUCAUGUAGAAAUAGUCUCUAACUUGAAGGAUAACUUCAAAAAUCGUUUCAAGGAUUUCAACGAAAUUCCUAUAGUGGCGCAAUUUGUUGUUUCACCUUUCAUGGAAAUUGAUAUCCAGCAGUUCGCAACUUCUGUUACGCAGAAUUUUAGCGAAGACAUCGCAGCGACAGAAACGGAAGUGAUUCCGUUUCAAAAUGAUUUAGCUCUAAAAUCAUUAGUCUCAAAUACAGAAUGUAUCUGGCCUUCAGUAAGAUUCCUGGAAGCCGUAAGCAGAUGUGAGGUAUGUCAUUCCAUAUCAUAUUGCAUAUUCAUUCUCUAUACUAUUACAUUUUAUAUGGUAAUACUGAGCACAAAACAUAAACAUUUAGGAAUUCCGAUCACUUUAGUUUUUAUCUAG